Fusarium vanettenii 77-13-4 is the source of this 801-nucleotide messenger RNA. RefSeq lists its product as uncharacterized. The coding region runs from base 1 to 801 and encodes 266 amino acids. NCBI's taxonomy places the organism in Eukaryota, Fungi, Ascomycota, Sordariomycetes, Hypocreales, Nectriaceae. The record is from RefSeq and is a predicted model, not a curated record. Gene Ontology annotation, molecular function: oxidoreductase activity. The transcript has 6 exons.
AUGACGACAUAUCACAUCAAGCCUGUCGAUAAUCGAGUUCAGGGUCGUCUGGCCCUCGUAACGGGCGCAAGGUAUUACCCUCCCUCUCGAAGCAGUAUCGGCUCCGCAUGUGCUAGGGCCCUGGCUGCCGAGGGCUGCGACGUAGCUUUGCACUAUUCUUCGAGUCAAGAGAAGGCCCAGACUCUGGCCUCUGAACUUCAGGCUUCGUUUCCAGAGCAGCGAUUCUUUUGUGUUGCUGCAGACCUCUCUAACCGUGAUGCCACGAGGGCACUUGUUUCCAAUGUGCUGAACCGUGGUGAAGUGGCUGGAAGGCACUCUGCAGUGUCCAUCCUUGUUGCUAACGCUGGCGUUGGAAAACGUAUCCGCGAUAUCCAGAAUAUCGAGGAGGACAACUGGGACGAGGUGAUGGAGGUGAACGCUCGGAGCCAGUUUGUGGUCACCAAGGCUUGUCUCCCAGGCAUGCGAUCCCAGGGUUGGGGCCGCGUCAUCCUCGUCGGAAGCAUUGCUAGUCGAGGAGGUGGUAUCAAUGGAUGCCACUAUGCAGCUACCAAGGGAGCUCUCAGCUCUAUGGGUCUGAACCUUGCUACGGUGCUUGCACCAGAGGGGGUGACCGUCAACAUCGUUCUUCCCGCCUUGAUUGGAUCCACGGGCAUGAUACCGACUCCAAAGUCACAGACAUGGGAAAAGAACACUGAUCUUGAGGCUCUAAGAGAAGAAGACCCAGGACUGGCCAUCGCAGCUAGCAUCCCCGUCCACCGUCUAGGAGUUCCAGAAGAGGUCGCAAACGUUGUGACAAUGUAA